This is a messenger RNA of Anthostomella pinea, 2973 nucleotides long. Lineage: Eukaryota; Fungi; Ascomycota; Sordariomycetes; Xylariales; Xylariaceae. The record is from the annotation of a GenBank genome assembly.
AUGGCGGCCGAGGGGUCCCUAAAUGUCAUCGCGCUCGUGUCGGGCGGCAAGGACAGCUUCUACUCGCUGCUCCACUGCCUAGCGAACGGGCACCGCGUCGUCGCUCUGGCCAACCUCCACCCAGCAGCUGCUGACGACGCAAGCGCCAACAGCGCCAGCACCAGCGGAAGAAGCCCAAGCCCAAGCCCACGGCAUCAUCGUCCCGGCGAGACGACCCGGCAUCAGCACGGUGCGCGUGCAGCCCUCGACGGUGAUGGGGACGACGGACGGCAGGAAGUGGAUGUGGUGGAGGAGGAGGAGCAGGAGCAUGAAGAGACGGACCUGAACAGUCUCAUGUACCAGACCGUCGGGCACCAGGUGAUCCCCCUCUACGCGCAGGCCACCGGGCUGCCUCUGUUCCGCCAGCCCAUCGUGGGGACCUCGGUCCACCACGGCGUCAGCUACCAGCACGACUCCAAGCACCACCAGAACCAGAAGAAGCCCAGACCAUCGACAGGGCCUGACUCAGCAACACCACUACUGUUAUCGUCCGCGCCAGAGGGGCAAGGCACGACGCACGGGACCGAAGGAGGCCACGACCACGACCACGCUCACAAUCAUGAGCACAGGGAUGAGCACAGGGCCGAGGACGAGGUCGAGGAGGACGAGACCGAGUCCCUGGUCCCGCUCCUGCGCGCCGUUCUGAAGGCGCACCCAGAGGCGAACGCCCUGUGCACGGGCGCCAUCCUAUCGACGUACCAGCGCACGCGCGUCGAGUCCGUCGCCCUGCGCCUGGGCCUAGUGCCGCUGGCCUACCUGUGGCAGUUCCCCGAGCUUCCGACUGCUGCUGCUGCUGCUUCCCUGUCAUCGUUGUCGUCGUUGUCGUUGUCGUCAGGGCCGGCGGCACAUGACCUUGGAUGUAGUAGUGGUGGUGGUAGUGCAGGACAGGCCGGUAGUGGUACUGGUGGUGGUGGUGGUGGUGAUGGUGCCGGUGACGGUAAUGAUGACGCCCAGCUCCUCCGCGACAUGGCAGCCGUGGGUCUGGACGCCCGCAUCAUCAAGGUCGCGAGCGCGGGGCUCGACGAGGACUUCCUCUGGGCGAACGUGGCGAGCGUGGCCGGGGCGGGGCGGGUCCAGCGCGCCAUGCGCCGCUUUGGGGGUGCGGGCAGUCGGGGCGCGGUCAUUGGCGAGGGCGGCGAGUUCGAGACGCUGGUCGUGGAUGGCCCGCGCUCCUUGUUCAAGGGUCGCAUCGUGGUUCCUGAUGCGGCGCGCCGCGUCGUGCGCGAGGGGGGCGGCUGUGCUUGGUUGAGUAUCGGGGAGGCGAGCGUUGAGAUGAAGAGAGAUGUUGUUGACGGUGAUGGUGCCGAUAUUGGUGCUGAUCGUGAUCCUUCGACACCGCAAGGGGCAGGCGUUCGCAUACCUGCGCUCCUGGACCCGAAGUUCGAGGACAUCCUGCAAUCACUAUGCCAUGAGGAUCAGCACAUAGACCUCGUCAACCUACCACGGGACUCACCACAGCCCGAGCUCCCGAGAUGGAGACUCCCGCGGCACCCUGAAGAGGGAGAGGAAUGGUGUUUCUACGGCGGUCGUGGCCACCUGACCGUCGAGGACCAGACCGCGGAGAUCGUAGACCAGAUCCGGGGCCGGCUGCAAGAGCGGUCUCUGCCUGCAAAUGCCAUCACCAACACCGUCAUCGCCCUGCGGCGCAUGUCGGACUUCCCCGUAAUCAACCAGCUCUACGGGUCGCUAUUCCGCGAACCCAAUCCCCCCUCCAGAGUCACCAUAUCAUGCUGCGACGGCCUACUACCCCAGGCCGCCACCAUCGCCAUCUUCCUAAGUAUACAACCCCGUCUAAGGCCCGAUGACAGACGCGGUCUGCACGUCCAGUCCCGGUCGUACUGGGCGCCGGCGAAUAUCGGUCCCUAUAGCCAAGCUGUUGCCUUCCCUUUGCUGCCGCCGUCAUCAGCUGGAGAUGAUCAGAACAGUCCACAGCAGCACUCUCCUCUCGCGGUAUGCAUAGCAGGCCAGAUCCCGCUCCUCCCCGCCUCCAUGGUAUUGCCUUCUUCCUCAACCCCAGAUGACUUCCGGCUCCAAACCACGCUCGCGCUGCAGCACCUCUGGCGCGUCGCUGUUGAGAUGCAUGUGCAGUGGUGGACCAGCGCCGUCGCCUACCUCCCCCGCGCGCCAUCCGCCGAGGCCGCAAGACACAGAGCCCAGCUCGCAGCUGCGUCGUGGAGGGCAGCGCACCUGUGGUCUCAAACCUCGGGUUCUAGUGGUGAUGAGGAGGAGGCGGGCCCCGAUCUCUGGGAUCGCAGGUAUAAUACGGAGUUCAUGACGUACGGCGACGGGGAGGCGGGUUCUGUGCCGCUGUUGCCGGACUGGGAGGUCUUGGCGGGGUUUGAUUUCGAUGAUGAUGAUGAUGAUGAUGAAGUUGACGGCUCGGGGUUGAAAGGGGCGAAAGAGGCGAACCUCCCGUUCAUGUUCACGGCCGAAGUCGAAGAGCUCCCCCGACAAGCGGGCGUGGAAUGGCACGCGCACGUCGGGCUCGCGAGGCUGGAGGCUGGUUCUGUGCGGCUGUUUUCUGUCCGCGACGUGUCGGUGCCAUUGCAAUGGGGAGCGCCUGAUGACACACUGCUCGACAUCCACCACGUCAUCGUGGAGUGCGGCGACGGCGUGUAUAUCCAGAGCACGACCGUCCUGCAGAAGAGCCAAGCCGUCGAUUCCGUGGUGGUUGAUCUGGGAAUUAUCGAGUUCGUUACGAAUGCCGUGGGGACCUCGCUGAAUAAGGUGUUUGUGUCGGAGGUGUUCAAGCUGUCCUCCGAAGAGAAGGGUCUGUUGAGGCGGAAGAUCACGUAUAUUAACGCCUCGCAGGGGGUGGACUUUGGCGUGCUGUCUGGGAUAGGGGCGCUUGUGCCGUGUAGAUCUUUGUGGGAUUCCUGGGGCCGGCGACUGGGUUUGGUGGCUAUCUAUGAGACGAGGUUGGUGAAAAGUUAG